Molecule: messenger RNA, 1224 nt
Organism: Metschnikowia bicuspidata var. bicuspidata NRRL YB-4993
Lineage: Eukaryota; Fungi; Ascomycota; Pichiomycetes; Serinales; Metschnikowiaceae
Product: glycosyltransferase family 15 protein
Exons: 1
Coding region: 1-1224 (407 amino acids)
Biological process (GO): cell wall mannoprotein biosynthetic process; protein O-linked glycosylation; protein N-linked glycosylation
Cellular component (GO): Golgi apparatus; membrane
Molecular function (GO): alpha-1,2-mannosyltransferase activity
Source: RefSeq, a predicted model, not a curated record
AUGGCGUCCUCCCGAUCCAAUGCCCGCCUCAUCCGAUUCGGCAUUUUCGCCCUCGUGUUGUUUUUCUGCGGCUACAUCCUCACCAAGGGCUCCUCAUACCCGGCAGGCGCCCCUGGCGGAGCGUCCACGGCGGCUAAGAACGCCCAGAACGCGGUUUCCGGCGGCCAGGCGGCUGCCCCCGCCGCCGCCGCCGCCGCGGGCCCGCUUGCCGGAAACGGCGCCGGUGCCGCUUUCCUGAUUCCUCCCGGCAAGGUCAAGGCUACGUUCGUCACGUUGGCCCGCAACUCCGACUUGCAAGGAUUGACCCAGUCCAUCACGCACAUCGAGGAGCGGUUCAACAGCAAGUACCACUACGACUGGGUGUUUUUGAACGACGCGCCCUUCGACGAAGACUUCAAGACCGCCGUCCAGGGCAUGGUUUCGGGCCAGGCCAAGUUCGGGCUCAUCCCGCAGGAGCACUGGUCGUACCCCGAGUGGAUCGACAAGGAAAAGGCCGCGUUGGGCCGCGAGGAAAUGGUGGCCAAGAACGUGAUUUACGGCGGCUCCGAGUCGUACAGGCACAUGUGCAGGUUCGAGUCCGGCUUCUUCUUCAGACACGCGUUGUUGGAGGACUACGAGUACUACUGGAGAGUCGAGCCGGACAUCAAGAUCCACUGCGACAUUGACUACGAUCUUUUCCAAUACAUGAAGGACAACGACAAGUGGUACGGCUGGACGAUCUCCUUGCCGGAGUACCGCGAGACCAUCCCCACCUUGUGGGACACCACCCGCAAGUUCAUGGAAGAGAACCCCCAGUACCUUGCCAAGGACAACAACAUGGCCUGGAUCUCCAACGACAAGGGCAACACGUACAACGGCUGCCACUUCUGGUCCAACUUCGAGAUUGGGGCCUUGGGCUUCUGGAAAUCCGAAGCGUACUUGAAGUACUUCGACGCUUUGGACAAGGCCGGUGGUUUCUUCUACGAGAGAUGGGGCGACGCCCCCGUGCACUCCAUCGCCGCGUCUCUCUUCAUGCCCAGAGACAAGCUUCACUUCUUCCAGGAUGUCGGCUACUUCCACACGCCCUUCAACAACUGUCCCGUGGACCAAGAACUCAGAGCCCAAAAGAAAUGUCUGUGUGAGCCGGAGCAAGAUUUCACUUGGAGGCCUUACUCUUGCACGCCUAAGUAUUUCACGUUGAACGGAUUGAAGAGACCCAAGGGCUGGGAGAACUUCACUUCUUAA